Messenger RNA from Mollisia scopiformis, 633 nucleotides. RefSeq lists its product as uncharacterized. The transcript is spliced from 2 exons. Lineage: Eukaryota; Fungi; Ascomycota; Leotiomycetes; Helotiales; Mollisiaceae. Bases 1 to 633 code for a protein of 210 amino acids. The record is from RefSeq and is a predicted model, not a curated record.
AUGUCUUUCACACGUUUUCUUGAUCUGCCGUUGGAGAUACGUCAGAAAAUCUGGGACGAAGCCUCUAGUAUCCCACGAGUUAUCGAUAUCAGUCCAAGGCCGGCCUUCUCGUUGUCUAUCAGCUUGGCAUUCUUCGAAGAAUUCAGACGUGCCCCCGUCGUCUUUCAGACAUACUGUCAACGUAUCCCUUCAAUCCUACACGUUCCGCGAGAAGCUCGCCGAAUUGGACUUGAGCACUAUGAGCUGGGGUUUGGUACUGAUUUCCGCGAUUCAGCGGACCCCGUGGCCCUUCUCAAAGCGGAUCCUAAAAUAUACAUAAACUGGGACAACGAUAUCAUCUGUUUGUUGCUUGAUCGAGAAAUAUAUUCGCUCCACGUCACCGAUCACACAACGUGGUCAGCAAUAAUAUCUGGAGAGCUUGAAAACCUUCCAAUCUCCCGCAUCGCUGUCAAUAUGGAUGAUCCACAAAGCAUGAGUGGAUUAAGAUUGAUGUCGCCGUCAGUCACAGGCGACAAGUUACGGGAGAUCAUCGUGUACUACGCAACAGAAGACUUUUCAGCCAAUUUACAACACGACUCCGGCAAGUUCACACAUAUCAAAAUCAGCAGUGUUGAGGAACUUCCAGAUGAGUAG